Haliotis rufescens (red abalone) is the source of this 9385-nucleotide messenger RNA. RefSeq names its product structure-specific endonuclease subunit SLX4-like. Gene Ontology annotation, biological process: interstrand cross-link repair; DNA replication; meiotic DNA double-strand break processing. Bases 760 to 6801 code for a protein of 2013 amino acids. NCBI's taxonomy places the organism in Eukaryota, Metazoa, Mollusca, Gastropoda, Lepetellida, Haliotidae. The record is from RefSeq and is a predicted model, not a curated record. Gene Ontology annotation, molecular function: enzyme binding. Gene Ontology annotation, cellular component: nucleus; Slx1-Slx4 complex. The transcript is spliced from 25 exons.
AUCAACAUGGCAGCCUACAUAUAGCAUGUGAAGGUCAAACGGCUGUUGGUUAAACAAGUCAUAUUUGACAUGUUAUCUUACUAAUCGGAUACAAAACAACAGAUUUUGGAAGUGGUUUUCUCAGAAAUAAAGCUGAUACACUCGGGAUGAUUUGAGAGCAUUCGUUACACCAUUUUCAGAAGAGGCAGCCACAUUGAGGUUGUUUACUGCUGGUGUCAUCAUGGUUGGCCGGGAGAUCAAGAGGUCACAGUAUCUGAGGGGGACACAGGCAUUCAAGGCUCGGAACUGGUUCAUCUUCACAGCGAUGACAUCCUCCAUCCUCUCUGGAAUUGCCAUGAUGUACUACUUCAAUGAUGACAUGACUCGGCUUUAUAACAAACUGGAGAAGAACAGGGAAUGGAAACAGCAGCGUCAGGAUCGACUCAAAGAAAUCUACCAGCGCCGAGCUUGCGAGAAGAAGGAGUAGAUCUGUUUCUACGUGCAAUGAAUUUGUAAUGCUAUAAGUUGACCAGAUUGUAUGACCAUUAAUCGUGUAUUGUGGAUUGACAUUGUAAAGUGGAGCUGACUUUGUAUAGUGGAGAUCAUUGCAAGUGAUCGGGCGUUGUUGGAUCAAGUCAUAACCUGGGAACGAUUCAGCUGGUAAAAGCAAGUUGACCACUGAAGGUGAAUGGAAAAGAAUUGUAGCCUUAGAUGUUUUUCGUCACCUAGCAACAGCACAGGAUUGAGGAGUUCUGGCGAACUGAAGAAAUACUUGACGAGAUGGAGAAGACGAAGGAAGGAAGACAGUCGGGAAGUUCCGUGGAGGAAGAUGGAGGCAGCACUGACUCCGCAGCCGCUGCAGCGAGAUCACUUGGCAUGAAGGCAGCAAAGAAGGGCAAGUUGUCCCUCCAGAGGCCAAACGCCGCAGACGGCAAACUGAGGAUGCCCGCUACCUCUGGAGCUGAUCUGGAUGAAACUGGAGACUUCAAGGACGGACACAUGUUCUGUAUGACCAGUGUCCUCCGGAAACACAGCAGGGCAACGUCAAGUAGCAAACACGGGGAUGGAGCAGCGCUUAGUAGACAGAGGCAUGGAGCCUCAAGCAGUAAACACACUGAUGGAGCCUCACGAAGUAAACACACUGAUGGAGCCGGAAGCAGUAAACACACUGAUGGAGCCGGAAGCAGUAAACACACUGAUGGAGCCGGAAGCAGUAAACACAGCGAUGGAGCCGGAAGCAGUAAACACAGCGAUGGAGCCGGAAGCAGUAAACACAGCGAUGGAGCCGGAAGCAGUAAACACAGCGAUGGAGCCGGAAGCAGUAAACACAGUGAUGGAGCCGGAAGCAGUAAACACAGCGAUGGAGCCGGAAGCAGUAAACACAGCGAUGGAGCCGGAAGCAGUAAACACAGCGAUGGAGCUGUGAGUAACAAGAACAGUGGGAGUGACUUGUUAGUUGUUGCCAGGAAAAAAAAGACAGUUGAAUCAAGAAGAGAAAAAAUGAGUGAGAUGAACAGAGCUGAAGAGGAUGAAGGUAGAAACAGGACUGUGAAGACAGUCGGGGACAUUGAUGGGAAACAGCAGCCAGCAAAGUCUGGCAAAGCUGGUGAUGCUGACGGGACAGUUGAGGAGGUGGGCGCAGGAGUGGUCAGUGCGGGGUCAGGAGGAGUGGUCAGUGCAGGGGCAGGAGGAGUGGUCAGUGCGGGGGCAGCAGGGCCAAACGUGCGGAGUUGUCCCACAUGUAAACACCUGAUGGCUGACAGGGUUUUCAAAGACCACAUCAAGGAGUGUCUGCAGCAGUUCCACAUCCGCACCAAGGACAGGAGACGGAGAGUUGAAGUCAUGUUUGCUCUGGAGGAUGAGAAGAUCAAGCGACGGCGCAACCGGUUUUUGGUGAAGGAAAAUGGCGGCGAUGUGGUGACAGAUGAUGACUAUUUCCUAUGUCAGAUCUGUCAGAAGGAUCUGUCACACAUGAACUCCCAGCGACGGACACAGCACAUGAACCGUUGUAUCGAUGAGGCUGAGAUGAAAGAAGACAAACUCGAAGUGGAGCAACAAUCGGGGAAGAGUGCUCAGUCGAUUGUUUUGGACUGCCCUAUGUGUGGUAAACCACUGAAAACAGAAUCUAGUCGGAAGGUGCACCUGAAGCAGUGUGCACGGAUGUUGAACGUGAAGACAGGAAUGAUGCUGCAGGCCGUGAAGGCCCAGGAGGAUGAGCACCAGGUGAAGAUGGCCGCCGGGAUCACCCAGCAGGCCAGCAGGGAAGUUCCAAGGAAGAAGACAGCCGCUGGAGCCCCAGGGAAAAAACUAACAAAGAAGAAAGCUAAGGGGCCGAUGGAUGAGGACACACAGCUGGCCAUGGCGCUGUCCUCCUCGCUCGCCGAAGAGGAGACAAAGAAGGAACAGGCUCUGAUUGGUCAGUUGAAUCUACGAGGAAUUGCCAACAUCGCCCAGAAAGACAGGAAGGAGGCCAAGAAGACCAGAAAAAAGAAAGACCAACAGGGGCUGCCACCACCACUGUUACUUCAGUUGUCCAAGACAGAGGCACAGCAGAGAAUAGCAGACAAAGUCACCCAGCUGAUUGUGCCCCAGGUUUCUUUGGAUGAGCCGCACUCAACCCCUCCAACAGUGAACUCAAGAUUGCCGGACUUGCCGGGGACAAAGGUGUUUGUGAUGAGAGAAGAAAACAGUCAGUCCAUCAGUAUGCUGUGGCGGAGGACAGCCCUGCAGGUGGACAACACUGACGGUCAAGACGCCCGCUCCCUGUACUACACUGAGGCCCUGAUGCCACCAGUCUGUGUGUCCGACAUUGUGGCCGGCAGCAAGCUGAAGCACGUGUCCCAGAUCCCAGGGCGGAGGAGGUCAGAGGAGCUGGAACAGAGCUGUCAGGAAGGCCAUACAAGCCAGGUAGCAGAGAACAUAACAUGUACGCCAACCGCGAUGUUGCUAGCAGAACUGGCCGCCGAGGCAGGGGACAGCAGUUGUGAUGUCAAGAGCGAUGCUGAUGGGGGCGAGGACGACAAGGUUGCUGAUGGGGAUGAGGAUAAAGCUGCUAAGGAUGCUGUUACCCCUGACGCCAGUGGAUUCUGUCCCGAGGAGCUGGUUCACAUAAACAAGGAGGCGUGUGAUGAGGCCAUGUCGGCCCUACAGCGCCACUACCUCAACCUGGUGGAUCAGGAACAGUCCUCGGAUGUUGCCAUAGAAACCAGAGACCACAGUGUUGUCCACGCCCAUCGGCUCAUUCUGUCAGUCAGGUGUCCUCAGCUGUUGAAGCUGACCAGGCGCGGUGACAUUGUCCACCUCUUGAACUCCUCCCGAGAUGCGGUGCUCGCAGUGAUGAAGUUUGUGUAUGGUGGCGCCAUCUGUCUGCAGCCCAGUCUCAUCUCGGAGGUCAAAGCCCUGGCCCAACAGCUCUGUGUCACAGAUCUCACUGCCUUUUGUGAUGCAAGUCAGGUGCUUCAGCAAACAGACAUGCAGACAGUCACACAGACAGACAUGAAGACAAAUCAGGCCGAGAGCAGGGCACACAGACUUACCAGCAUCGAUGAUAUCUGUCAUGACAUGUUCAGUGACUCUGACUUUGACCUUGACCCUCAAGGUGAGAAGGGUGCUUGUAAGGAGGGAGGAGGAAGUAAGAGCGACGAGGAUGAGUGGAGGGAGGUGUACUGUUCCCAGCGGCAGCAACUGCAUCGCAGGCUGAGUUUGGGAGAUGUUGUUGUCAAGGAUGAUAUCGAGGAAGUAGGGGACUUUGGUCGACACAGAGGAGAAUUGGACACAGUGGAAUAUGUGGAAGAGGAGGUUGGAGAUGGACCUGCGCUGACAGGACACAGCUCUGCAGGUCCCAUGCAUGGAGCAGAUCCAGGGGACAGACCUGCUCAUAACUCCAUUGAUAGAAAAUCGACAAGAAAGCCCUCCAAGACAGAUCCACACAGUGGUGAAGAGGAGCUGUUCAGUGAUGAUGAAGAAGUUGAGAUGGAUUUAUUGUUAGACACAUCUGUCUCGGAUAAUGAUGUCCCAGAUAUAGAUGUCCCAACCAUGAGACAUAACAGGACAUGUGACCGAAGAAGCAAACACCCAGGUCCUGGUUCAGCAACAGACCCUGGGUUUGAGUCUCAUGAAGCUGAUGAGAAACACUCCCAUGGAUCUGAUGACUUUGAAAUAAUCCAAAGUGGGUCCAGUUCCUCAGAGGAGGGCAACAGUGAUGGAAGUCAAGGUCAACAAGGAACAAGGGAAGAAACAGUCUCCAGGAUAUCCCAGUAUGUAGCUAUGUCGCCUUUCAGGUCUCCAGACAAGACAGAACCCAGUCGGUGCCGGUAUGUAGCUAUGUCGCCUGUCAGGUCUCCAGACAAGAUAGAACCCAGUCGGUGCCGGUAUGUAGCUAUGUCGCCUGUCAGGUCUCCAGACAAGACAGAACCCAGUCGGAAGGCAGGAUCAGCGAAGAGGAAGCGAGCACCAUCCGACCAGGAACUGGUGGCAUCUCCAAUACUGAGCAAGAAAACUCAUCCACACAGCGUGACACCACAGACCAAGCAGUCCCCCAAGAGGCUGAAGAUGUUGACGCCCGACAGAGUGGUAUCAAAUCCAGGUAAAGGUCAAGGCCAUUCUGACAAAAAGAUAAAAAUGUCCACAACCAAUCCAGGUGUCACUAAAGUUAAGUCAGAUGAACACAUGAAGAUGUCUACCCCUCUGGACCGAUCAGGUCAAGGUCACUCUGUGGUGGAGCAGGACUCUCUGUACAUCACCCCAAUCCCCAAUCAGCGACAGCGGUCGACCUUCAUGUUGGAGACCCCUGCACUGACCAAUCUGAGCCAAGGUCUUUCCAUGGAUGGGGACUUUGUGGCGACACCUGUAGGCAGGAUAGUUCAUAGCCAUUCAGGGCAGGAAAUUCUGGUUCAUCUUAAUGGGUCUUACUUGGCAGAGAACCAGACAGAUGCUGACAAAAAUGAAUCAGGGAUGCAAAACGACGAUUGUUCCAGGGUAGCAUGCCCUGUUGUUGAGAAGGAGAACACAAGGUCAGUAGAUGCAGAAACAACAGCAGCCUCCGGAACUGAUGUGGAAUCAGGACGGAGUCGAAAUAAUAAUUAUUCAGGCCAGAAUCCACACACAAAGUCAUCAAAUGGGAAUCAAAGUUCCAAGUCCUCAGGAGUGAAUCACAAGACCCUAUCACCUGGCAAGAAGUCUGUGGAUUCCUCUGAUUCUGACCUUGAGAUAGUUGGAGACAACUUCCAGUUGCUCUCACAGUCUUCCUUCUCUCCCAAGUUUCCCGGCAAGUUCAGCUUUAAGAAGAUUUCCUCCCAGACCAGAAAGUUGAGUAGAAAGAGAAGGCCAAGUCUAUAUCCUCAUUGCCAUGGAGACAAUGAGGAGGGGAGGAAGCUGGAGGCUGAUGGUCGGAACAGUCAGGAGGAAGAAGACAAGAAUGUCCUUAUGUCUGCUGUUGGCAUGGUGACAGAUUGUGGUGAUGCUGCAGAGGAGUCAGCACGGAUGCACCGGUCUCCUAACACAGACCAGCAAGAUGUUGACGAUGUUGUUGAUGACCCUGGUGAUGUUUGGGACGGCUGGGAUGACAUGGAUGCCGCCUGCCACAUCGAACCCCUCUGUGAUGCUGAUACGGAGGAGUCACCUCAGAAAAGAAAUAGAAGUUCACCGACAACCCCGGGGAAGAAGCACUAUACCCAUAAAAGACGCAUCUCCAUGGAUAUGAUAGAGAAGAAGAAAAAGGUAUCCCUGGCAACCCCAGGAACAUCAGCUGAGCAUGGCCACACAACAAGUGGACAGACAUCAGACGAUGAAGAUUCUUUACCUUCACCAGGGAGAGUUGAGGCAGGGGAAGCAACUCUGGACUUUGAGUUGCCAGAUGCUGACAGCUUCCUGUGGAAUGAUGAUAAUGUUCCAGACAUGGCGCCAAGUCUCCAGGUGGAGGAUAACAAGGGGAGACAACUCCAGCAGGCUGCCAACUUCAAGACCCCCGUGUCGGCUAGACCAACAAAGUCGGCCAAGAAGCUGGUACCACCAUCGCCGUUCACGCCGAUGCCAGACUACGACACCAUGAACACCCCACAACUAAAGCAACAAGUGGGGAAGUUUGGAGUGCGGCCGGUGGGGAAGAAACGGAUGGUUGGCCUGUUGAAGGACAUCUACCACAAGACUCAUCAGUAUGAGACCGACAGUGAUUUUGACCCAGAGAAGUCCUCACCACAGAAGUCCACAGACAGACCCAGUAAGUCCUCUAUGACCAAGGUUGAUGCCGGAGACAGACCCAGUAAGCAUUCUGUAGCCAAGGUUGGCGCCGGAGACAGACCCAGUAAGCAUUCUGUAGCCAAGGUUGGUGCCGGAGACAGACCCAGUAAGCCUUCUGUGGCCAAAGUUGGUGCCGGAGACAGAUACAACAACGUUAGUGUUUCCGAGUCCUCUACAUCUGAAGAAGGAAGCACUCAGCGAAGUGUGACAUCAUCGCAAGAAUCAGGGUUUAGUGACGUCCCGGAGGAGAGCUUCAUGGUGGCUGAUGAGGAGAUAUCAGCAUCACAGCAGAAAUCUUUGUUUGUCUUACAGGGGAACCAGCCGGACUUACAGCAGAAGCUGGCCUCGUUCAUCAGGCAGAGGUCCGACAUUCACACAAAGCUCAUGAUGUACGAGCCACUAGAGCUGGACUGGCUGAAGCGGGAGAUCCAGGAUGCCGGCAUCAAGUGCCCCAUGCAGAAACUGAUGGACUUUCUGGACGAGAAGUGUCUCACAUUCACCAUGAAGAAGAUGAGCAAGAGGAAUACGAACAGACGACAACCCAAGCGCAAAAAGAAGGUCAAGCUCCCUGCAGCAGCUGUGUGAUGUUCUCCAGGGAAUGUGGGACAUUCUCGUGGGAAUAUGUGAUGCUCUCUGGGGAAUAUGUGAUGUUCUCUAGGGAAUAUGUGAUGCUCUCUGGGGAAUAUGUGAUGCUCUCUAGGGAAUAUGUGAUGCUCUCUGGGGAAUAUGUGAUGUUCUCUAGGGAAUAUGUGAUGCUCUCUGGGGAAUAUGUGAUGUUCUCUAGGGAAUAUGUGAUGCUCUCUAGGGAAUAUGUGAUGCUCUCUAGGGAAUAUGUGAUGUUCUCUAGGGAAUAUGUGAUGCUCUCUAGGGAAUAUGUGAUGCUCUCUAGGGAAUAUGUGAUGCUCUCUGGGGAAUAUGUGAUGUUCUCUAGGGAAUAUGUGAUGCUCUCUGGGGAAUAUGUGAUAUUCUCUAGGGAAUAUGUGAUGCUCUCUAGGGAAUAUGUGAUGCUCUCUGGGAAAUAUGUGAUGCUCUCUAGGAAUUUGUGAUGUUCUCUAGGGAAUAUGUGAUGUUCUCAGGGGAAUAUGUGAUGCUCUCAGGGGAAUAUGUGAUGUUCUCUAGAAAAUAUGGGACAUUCUCAAUGCAAUAUGUGAUGCUCUCUAGGGAAUAUGUGAUGUUCCCUGGGGAAUAUGUGAUGCUCUCUGGGGAAUAUGGGACAUUCUCUAGAAGAUAUGUUACAUUCUCAAGGGAAUAUGUGAUGCUCUCUGGGGAAUAUGUGAUGCUCUCUGGGGAAUAUGGGACAUUCUCUAGAAAAUAUGGGACAUUCUCAAGGGAAUAUGUGAUGCUCUCUGGGGAACAUGUGAUAUUCUCUAGGGAAUAUGUGAUGCACUCUGGGGAAUAUGUGGUGUUCUCUAGGGAAUAUGUGAUGCACUCUGGGGAAUAUGUGAUGCUCUCUAGGGAAUAUGUGAUGAUCUCUAGGGAAUAUGUGAUGCUCUCUGGGGAAUAUGUGAUGCACUCUGGGGAAUAUGUGAUGCACUCUGGAGAAUAUGUGAUGCUCUCUAGGGAAUAUUUGAUGCUCUCUAGGGAAUAUGUGAUGCACUCUGGGGAAUAUGUGGUGUUCUCUAGGGAAUAUGUGAUGCUCUCUGGAGACAUUCUCUAGAAAAAAUGCGACAUUCUUAAGGGAAUAUGUAAUGUUCUCAAGGAAAUAUGUGACACUGACUACAGAAUAUGUGACAUCUCCAGGAAUCAUGUUUCCCUCAUAUGAUGACACGAGAGACCUCUCCGAUGAUGACACGAGAGACCUCUCCGAUGAUGACAUGAGAGACCUCUACGAUGAUGACAUGAGAGACCUCUCCGAUGAUGACAUGAGAGACCUCUCCGACGAUGACACAAGAGACCUCUCUGAUGACAUGAGAUACCUCUCCGAUGAUGACACGAGAGACCUCUCUGAUGACAUGAGAGGCCCCCUCUGCUAUGAUGUUUCCACCUCACCAGCAUGUGGACGGUCUGUCUUGUGUUCAGUCUGUGUCUGCAAGGGAGCCAGCAUUACAGAACACUUCAGUUGUAGUUGUUUCUGGAGUAAGAACUAUUGGUGGAGUUUGUUUUACUUAGUCAGUUCUUCACUUUUAAGGUUCAAGUAGCACAUGUUUUAAGAAGAAUUCCAUCCUUACGGAGUAUGGAGUUAUGUCUCUUUAAAGUCAUUAAAAUAAUAUGUUAGUGCUCGUUACCGCUAAAUCAAAGAUCUGAGGACAUCCCAUUACAGGUCACGUCAGAAUGACCUUUCAUGAAAUGACUAACAAGAAGUCGACAUUAGCCAAUCAGAAAGCACAUACUCAAGCUUAGUGGCACAAGUUUCAAAGUGGCCACUUCCAUUGCAGACUACACUUGGAAGCAAAUUUUGUGAAAUUUCUUUCUUUUUUAAACCAAAGAAAAUUCUGGAAUGUUUAAUAGGUGGCCGAGAUUGUAUAGCAAUACUUCUUAUGGGAGAUGGAAGUGUCUUCUUCUUAAAAUGUUCAUCCCUUUGAAGCAAGACGAUGAUUUUGACAGAAUCAGUCAUACAUCCCACAACUGUCGUUUGGAAUAAACUGUGGUAACAUUUCCGAUGUUGCAUGAUUAGAAAUAUUAAUAAUUAUUGAUUAAUAAUGAUAAUAAUGAUAUACGCAUUUGUAUAGCGCAGCAUUAACUGUGCAUACAUGCUCUAUGUGCUGACAUUCUGACUGUCACUUUCCUGAUCUUUGAAAGCGAUGCUCUGAUUGGUCGGUUGAAAGUUCAUUCUAAGGUGACCUUUAAUCAAAUGUCCUCAGAUCUUUGUUUAGUGGUAGCAAGAACUAAGAUCUGAUUUUACUGAGAUUGAUGAUACUUCUGUUCAGUUGAUGUAGGAAAUAAUAAUUAAUUACUAGUUUUUUUAUUUAUUCCCAAUGACUGAUCAGUCUUUCACUUUCAAGAUUUGUCUAAUAUGCAUCAAGGAAAGCAGACAAUUGAUAUUAUUUUCAAUUUAUUUUUGUUGAAAUUAUUUUGUAAUUUUAAUCAAUAAUUAAUUGUUUACAACAAAAUCCCUGUCAUCAGCCAUUGUGGACCAAGACUUUUGUACCACCCAACCCUGGCCUCGGGUACAGGUGCUGAAGUUUGUAUUUAUUACUGAGAGCUGUUUUGAUAAAUAGGUUUCAAGAUG